Exaiptasia diaphana is the source of this 932-nucleotide messenger RNA. RefSeq lists its product as uncharacterized. The record is from RefSeq and is a predicted model, not a curated record. Lineage: Eukaryota; Metazoa; Cnidaria; Anthozoa; Actiniaria; Aiptasiidae. The transcript is spliced from 3 exons. Bases 12 to 932 code for a protein of 306 amino acids.
GUUCAAGAAUCAUGAAAUUUCAAUACGCCGUUCCUAUUAUAGCGAUCUUGCACAUCUUUUUUGUUGGGUGUCAUUCUUACUGCAUUGGAACCUGUUAUUCUGGACGACUUUUCCCAGAGACCCAAGACAUCUUCCAUGGAAAACAUCUCAAAGGAUACUCAUACAACAACAUCACCACUAAUGAUCCAGUCAAGUGCUACCAUCAUUGCGUCCAAGAUUGUCGUUGUAAGGCGUGCCAGAUGAAAGAUGCAAGAUGUGAGUUGCUGGAUGAGGAUAAGACUUUCAAGGCUGACAAUUUUACAGCUGAGUCAGGAUACGUGUACUUUGAUCUUAAACAGACACUGUACCAAGGGAAAUCUGACAUUGUACAACCAGGUGUGUGCUAUAAUGGUUGCUGUCGAUCUCAGCCCUGCAGGAACGGAGGGACAUGCGUAGAACACUGCAUCAGUCCAAAAAAGAAGUUCUCCUGCACGUGUACGCUGAACUACCACGGCAUUGUGUGUGACAAAACACACGUGUUCACCUCGUGCCUUGACGUAUUGAGAUAUCAUACGCCAAAAGGCAGUCAUCCAAAAAACGGAAAAUACUACAUGCAUCUUCCAGGUUUGAGAAACCGUCUUGUGUUUUGUGCAUUUGAGUCUAAAAACAGGGCCUGGACCCUCGUUGAGUCUUAUUCCAUAUCCAAAAUUGACAUCUAUCGUGCAAUGGUCUUUCAUCAAUUUAUUGCGCGAAAUCAUAACAAUCCAAACUGGAAUGACCAUCGCCAAGGCACGCACUUCAUAAACUACAUUCGAUCAAAGUCCACUAUGUUUCGAGUCACGUGUGACUUUCCUCGCAGAUCCUCAUUGGUUCCUGACUAUCUCUUUGGUUACCUGCGUGACUAUGACAUCAUUGACCAUGGUGAUGCUAAUCCUGUAUCCCAGAAUGCUUAA